AUGAUGGUUGUAUUAUUGACCCUUUGUGCCACAACCUUUGGCCUAUCUUUGCUCUUCUUAUUGACCACUUAUUUACAUCGAGCCGUUGCAUUGGCUCCAUUGCACUGGAAGAAACCGUUGGCUGUUUAUUAUAUUAUCUUUAGUUUUCUGUCCAAUGUCAUUGGGAUUUGUGCAAUUGCUUAUGCAUUGAAUCUUUGUCUCAGCUACAAUAGUGUUGAUCCGCAGUUCGAAGCGAUCCGCAGCUUCAGCGAGAUUUUGUAUCUCGAAGCGUCGUUCAACGUUUUUCUAACGAAUCCAGCUCUUCUACCACUUUGUGGAAUAUUUCUACUAACAAUAAUUGUCACUAUUUUGUUGAUGUACAAGUUCUCCGUUAAUGCUUCAGCGAGUAAAAAGACACGACAAAAGCAGGAUCUUCUUUUUCGGCUUACAUUGAUUCAGCUUUUCGUCUUACUCACAUCAAUCGGUCUCCCAGCUCUUGCUCUCUUUUUCUCAGCCCUUGGCUGGUUACAUUUGCCUGAGAUUUUUCUCUUUUGUAUCUUUGCUCCAUUGACUAUGCAUUCACCUGGAUAUUGUAUCGCAAUCAUUUGCACUCCGUUUUAUCGAAAAAUUUUGCGACAAUGUAUUACGGUAACAAAGAUGCAAAAAGGC
This is a messenger RNA of Mesorhabditis belari, 648 nucleotides long. The record is from the annotation of a GenBank genome assembly. Lineage: Eukaryota; Metazoa; Nematoda; Chromadorea; Rhabditida; Rhabditidae.